AUGAGCUGGCUCGGUUUUGGGCAGAGCACAACGAAGUGUGACGAGGAACCGAAAACGGGACAAGCUUUACCGGCAGCAUGGUACACGUCCCCUGCCAUGUAUGAGCUUGAGAGGCGAGCCAUCUUUUCCAAGAAGUGGUUGCUCGUUACCCAUGUAUUGCGAUUUCCGGACAUUGGCCACUUUGUGCGAAUAACAGAGGCUGGCUAUACGUUCUUUUUGAUUAGAGACCGCCAGGGCCAAAUUCGGGCGCAUCACAACAUUUGCAGGCACCGCGCCUAUCCCAUUGUCGAGAAGGACUCUGGCAAGGCAUCCGUUUUGGCAUGCAAAUACCAUGGCUGGUCGUAUGGUUUUGACGGCCACUUGGCCAAGGCACCUAAAUAUCAGGAAAUUUCUUCGUUCAAGAAGGAAGACAAUGGGUUGUACCGCGUGCAUGUGCAUGUCGAUAACCUGGGCUUCGUCUGGGUAAAUCUUGACGCAAACGAUACACCCUCGGUUCCUUGGGAACAGGACUUUGCUACAGUCGACUUUCAACCACGGUUGUUGGAGUUUGACAUGAACAAGUACCAUUUCGAUCACGAGUGGGAAAUGACCGGGGACUACAACUGGAAGGUGCUCGCAGACAACUACAACGAGGUACGUGGCCGCAGUGGUACAGCAAAAGAAUGCAAAGAAGAUGGAUAUAAACUCACAUGCACAAAAAAGUGUUACCAUUGCCCUACGGGGCAUCCUGCACUUCCCGCCGUCACAGACUUGGCCAAAUACUGGGUUGAGACAUCGGGAGCUCACAUCCAACACUAUGCAGUUGACAGACAAGACGAAGAGUCGAAAAGUUUAGGCAACGUGAGCACAUACUUGUACCCCAAUGCCUCGAUGACGGUAACGUACGUGAUCGACUUUGGCGAACAACAUCGCUGCGUACCCAUGUCCGCGACCCAAACGCACAUGGAGUACGAGGUGUACAGACACGACGACGCCACGGACGCUGAAUUCACCGAGGUCAGCGACUUCUUCAAGACCAUUAUGCGAGAGGACAAGAAUCUCUGCAACGGCGCGCAGAAGAAUCUGAAUUCCGGCAUAUUCCUCCACGGGGAGCUGCACCCCCGCGUAGAAAAGGUAGGGGCCGUUGUUCUUUCAAAAGCUGACCCGCGACCUGGUGACUACACAUCACGAAGCGGAGGAGGCGGCCGGGGCGGAAAUCCGGCCCGCGGUGCCCAAACACAAGGUCACGACGACGGUGCAAGCGGACAUGGACUUGUGCAGCCGGCUAGAGUGUGA
Messenger RNA from Metarhizium robertsii ARSEF 23, 1275 nucleotides. Its product is annotated as Rieske [2Fe-2S] iron-sulfur domain protein. The record is from RefSeq and is a predicted model, not a curated record. Bases 1 to 1275 code for a protein of 424 amino acids. Lineage: Eukaryota; Fungi; Ascomycota; Sordariomycetes; Hypocreales; Clavicipitaceae. Gene Ontology annotation, molecular function: iron ion binding; 2 iron, 2 sulfur cluster binding. The transcript is spliced from 4 exons.